AUGACGACCCAGCUUACGCCGUCGAAACAGGCGGCUGCAAGCCUUGAGAGCCUCAAGGUCAAGGACAGUCCUGUCAAAAAGCUCAACUUCAAUGCAGAGGACAAGGAAAACAUGCCUGUCGCCCUCGAGUCCACCGAGCCCACGGCCAAACCUGAGUCAGAGAUCGAGAAAGAGCCUGCCACAGAAGCAAAGGAGAAGAUUGAGCAGCCCCAGGUCCCCAAGACCCCCAAAGAGCUUGAAGCCGAGGAGCCUUUGCUACAAGAGAACCCUCAUCGCUUCGUCCUCUUCCCUCUGAAGUAUCAUGAGAUAUGGAAUAUGUACAAACGUGCAGAGGCCAGCUUCUGGACGGCGGAAGAAGUCGAUCUCUCCAAAGACCUUCACGACUGGCACAACCGCCUCAACAAUGACGAACGCUAUUUCAUCUCCCACGUCCUUGCUUUCUUCGCUGCAUCAGACGGCAUAGUUAACGAGAACCUCCUCGAGCGCUUCAGUGCCGAAGUGCAAGUACCAGAAGCCCGUUGCUUCUAUGGGUUCCAAGUCAUGAUGGAGAACAUCCACUCGGAGAUGUACAGUCUUCUCAUUGACACAUAUGUGAAGGAUCCCAAAGAGAAGACAUAUCUCUUUGACGCCAUUGACACAAUUCCAUGCAUUCGCAAGAAAGCAGACUGGGCUUUGCGAUGGAUCGCAGAUAAAGAGUCGAGCUUUGCCCAGCGAUUGGUGGCUUUUGCAGCCGUCGAAGGCAUCUUCUUCUCUGGAUCCUUUGCAGCGAUCUUCUGGCUAAAGAGCAAGGGCCUCAUGCCCGGCCUCACUUUCUCCAACGAGCUUAUCUCCCGUGAUGAGGGUAUGCACACGGACUUUGCAUGCCUGUUGAUGCAACAUCUCAAGCACAAACCCGACCCAAAACUCAUCGAAAACAUCAUCACCGAAGCUGUCAAGAUUGAAAAAGAGUUUCUCACUGAUGCACUCCCCGUCUCAUUGUUGGGCAUGAAUUCGAAGCUCAUGUGUCAAUACAUCGAGUUUGUCGCCGACCGCCUGCUCCUCGCCCUGGGCAACAAACGAUACUUCAACGCCCAGAACCCAUUCCCAUUUAUGGAGAACAUCUCUCUUGCCGGCAAGACAAACUUCUUCGAGAAGCGCGUCGGCGACUAUCAAAAGAGCGGUGUUAUGAGUUCAACCAACAAAAAGGCAGAGGAGAAGUCCACGUCCCCCAAGGAGGAGAAGACAGAGGACGAAAGCAACGGCAUCAGUUUUGACGAAGACUUUUAG
Cladophialophora psammophila CBS 110553 is the source of this 1266-nucleotide messenger RNA. Its product is annotated as ribonucleoside-diphosphate reductase small chain. The coding region runs from base 1 to 1266 and encodes 421 amino acids. The record is from RefSeq and is a predicted model, not a curated record. Gene Ontology annotation, molecular function: oxidoreductase activity. Lineage: Eukaryota; Fungi; Ascomycota; Eurotiomycetes; Chaetothyriales; Herpotrichiellaceae. The transcript is spliced from 5 exons. Gene Ontology annotation, biological process: deoxyribonucleotide biosynthetic process.